AGGAAGGUGGUGGUGGGGUCUUUCAGAUGAAGAGGCAGGCUGCUGUCGUGGUACUUUUCUCCCGCCACAAAAAUCUUUUAACAAAGCUUUCUUGGUCUCGUCUUGGACAGACAGGCAUGUAGAUGUAUGUAUACAGACAUACAUACGUAUAAACUCUCUCUUGUCGACCUGUGACGCUGAAGAAUUAGUGGUGAGUUUGCAAAGAGGGAAGAGAAUUAAGCAACAAUGCCUCCAAAGAAGAGAAUUGGCGAUGAUGACGCCAGUUUAAAUGUGAAAAGACGUCGGAAGAAGAAUGGCGAAGACAUGGAAUUCGGUAACAAUUCCAGUUUGGAUGCUGAUUCUGAUGAUGAAAAUUUGGAUAUUAAACUGGAAGGGUCCCUCGUAAACGGAGAAGUGUUGUUUGCUGGAGGUACCAAUUGGUGUAUGGUUGGACGAAGCCAUCUACCUAAAGGAGUGAAGAAUGGUGGCGGUCACAACCUAUGGGGACCGCAUCGUAUAGCCAACCUUUGCGGAGUGAGGGUGCGUACAGUGGUCUCUGGCUGCACAGCUUGUCAUUGUGUUGUCAUCACGGCUGAAGGUCAAGUCAUGACAUGGGGUCGCAAUGAAAAGGGCCAGUUGGGCCACGGAGAUGAUAUCCGCAAAGAUAGCCCCACCGUGGUUGAAAGUUUAGCCAACGAUGUGAUCAUCGAUGCUGCUUGUGGUAAGAACCACACCCUUUUCCUAACAGAGAGAGGUAAGGUUUAUGGUUGCGGAGACAAUAAGAUGAGCCAACUUGGUAUUGGUCACCAGAGUCCUUGUGUACCAACCCCUGUCAGAAUCCAUUACAAAGGUCCACCAGUGCGGAAAGUGGCCUGUGGCGCAGAGUUCAGUAUGAUAGUUGACAUACGCGGUAACCUGUACUCCUUUGGAUGUCCAGAACAUGGUCAGCUAGGUAACAACUCUGAUGGGAAAUACUUUGUAACCAGCAAUAAACUGUCGUUCAAGUGUGAACUGGUGCCAAAGAAACUUCAUGUGUUUAUUGAGAAGACCAGAGAUGGCCAUAUCAUUCCUGUCACUGAUGUGGAGAUUAGAGAUGUUUCCUGUGGAUUGAAUCACACGGUAGCACUCGAUUCCAAAAAACGGGUGUUCACUUGGGGUUUCGGUGGCUAUGGACGAUUAGGGCACUCGGAACCAAAGGACGAGUUUGUGCCACGGCACCUGAAAUUCUUUGAUGGACCAAACCGAGGUGCAGGCCAGAUAUUUUGCGGCUCAACAUUUUGUCUUGCUGUCAAUGAAUUAGGUAGCCUGUAUUUCUGGGGUCAGACAAAAUCAACAGGUGAGGCCUCCAUGUACCCGAAACUGGUUCAGGACUUAUCAGGAUGGAGAGUGAGAAGUGUUGGCUGCUGCAACAAGAGUAUUGUCGUUGCUGCUGAUGAAAGUGUUGUAAGCUGGGGACCAAGUCCUACAUAUGGAGAACUGGGUUACGGAGAGAACAAGCCUCACUCCUCUACAGUGCCGCAGGAGGUCAAGACUCUGGACGGCAUCUACAUCCACGGCGUCGCCUGCGGCUACGGCCACUCACUCUACCUGGCGCGGGCAGACACCGAAGCCAACAGACAGAAACUGGAACGAUUGCCAGUCUUCUCACCAUAAAUAUCACCAAACCCCACUCGGGCCCACUUUCUCUUCUUGCUCCUCCCCCUCCACUUAACCCCUCCUCCUCCUCUCCAAUUUUCAUUAUUCCCCUCCCACCCCUCCCCAUGUCCUCACUCUAUCUCCUCCUCUUCUAUUUCCUCUUCACGCCAUAUAAUUCCAUUUUGCCUUCCAUUUAUCCAAAGUCAGUUAUUUUCAUCUGUUCCAUUCAUCUUAUCCUUUUUUUUUCAUUCAUUUUAUUACUAUUAUUAUUAUUAUUAUUAUUAUUAUUAUCAUACUUGACGGCAAGGUGGCAGAAUCAUAACCACGCUGGACUAAAUGCUUAGUUGCAUUUCAUCAGGCUUUACGUUCUGAGUUCAAAUUCCGCCAGGGUCGACUUUGCCUUUCAUCCUUUCAGGGCCAAUAAAACAAGUACCAGUUGUGCACUGGGGUUGAUGUAAUCGACCGAUCCACUCCUACAAAAUUUCCAGCCUAGAGUCAUGUCUAUAAUACAAAGAAAGAAUUUUAUCAUUAUUAUUAUUAUUAUUAAGGCGGCGAGCUGGCAGAAUCGUUAGCACACCGGACAAAAUACUUGGAAGCAUCUCACCCGUCUUUACGUUCUGGGUUC
Octopus sinensis (East Asian common octopus) is the source of this 2239-nucleotide messenger RNA. Its product is annotated as protein RCC2. Lineage: Eukaryota; Metazoa; Mollusca; Cephalopoda; Octopoda; Octopodidae. The transcript is spliced from 12 exons. The record is from RefSeq and is a predicted model, not a curated record. The coding region runs from base 226 to 1632 and encodes 468 amino acids.